Neocloeon triangulifer is the source of this 962-nucleotide messenger RNA. It is a transcript of the gene Uqcc1, whose product is annotated as ubiquinol-cytochrome-c reductase complex assembly factor 1. NCBI's taxonomy places the organism in Eukaryota, Metazoa, Arthropoda, Insecta, Ephemeroptera, Baetidae. The transcript is spliced from 6 exons. The coding region runs from base 133 to 885 and encodes 250 amino acids. The record is from RefSeq and is a predicted model, not a curated record. Gene Ontology annotation, cellular component: mitochondrion. Gene Ontology annotation, biological process: mitochondrial respiratory chain complex III assembly.
ACUGCUGGAAAAGGGGGCGUGGCUGCCGUAGCAAUGUGUGUCGCGAAUAAAAAAUAAAAACAAGCACAGGUGAUUCUGCUGGACUGAAAAAAACAACUUUUGCAAUACUUUUGAGGACUGACCGGCUGCAAAAUGAUAAGGACUUCGCUGAAACUUUAUCACACGUCAAGACUUUUGACACCUUUAGCGAACAGAAAUUUGCCAGCAUUAACUCCUAAAUUAGCCGUCGUGAGUUCAGCAAACACCACUUUGUAUAGGCACAAAUCCACCACCUCACCAGCCACUGCUGUCAUACCACAAGAAAAGCCUGGACUCUUUAAAAGAAUAGCAAAAUCGUUAUUCGAUUCGUCAAGAGGAAAAUAUAUUUCACUGGGAGUUCUGCUGUACGAAAAAUGUGCAAAUGAACCAAAUUUCGUUGAGUUUGUGAAAGUUUUAGGAUUGCCAGACACAUUUAAUUCAUGGUUCCUGGUAACCGAGCUGCACGUUUGGAUGGUCAUGACAAAAUGUUCUGUCAUGGAAAACAAUGGGAGACACAUGAGGAACUCUAUGGUCAAAAUGAUGUGGGACGAUUGCUCACAAAAAUUAAAAACCUUACACGUGAGCUCACAAUUAGAAGUUCCAAGGUCAGGAAGUGUUCUCCAAGAAUUGGACCAACAACUGAAAGCUGCAAUUUUUGCUUAUGACGAAGGAAUUAUGUCGUCCGACACUGUUCUUGCAAGUGCUUUGUGGAGGCGUUUUUACAUUGACAACAGCAGCGACAUUAAAGGAGAGGAGCUUGAAAUUCUGGUUUCGUAUGUCAGGCGGCAGAUUGCUGAGCUGCAUGCGUUGAGUGAUGAAGAGUUCAGCAAAAAGCCCACAUUUACUUGGGUUCCUCUUAAAGUGUAAUUAGAUGGUGCAGAAUAAAUUAUUGAAAAAAAAAACCAAAAUUGAUCUUCCUUAUUGACUCUGUGCAAAAAUUGACU